AUGUCGCGAGCUGACUACUUAUCAAAGUACCUUCUGGGAAGCAAUGACGAUGACUUAAAGAAAAAGUCGUCGAAAAGGAAAAAAAAGACAACCAAGGCGAGUGAUUUGCUGAACCCUUCAUCGAAUCUCAACAUCGCCAAGCCGUUUUUCUCACCGCCAUCCUAUUCAUCUACUCGCGAAACAGACAGUCCCGAUGAUGUUAACCACGCUGGAGGAGAAGAAGAAGGAGAUGAUGAUGAUGAUGAAUCUAGACCCGUUGUCGUCAAGAUGAACGUGCGCGAAAACAAAGGCUUCAAACGAAUAGAUAACGGCACAGUAGUAUCCAAAUCGAGCACACGCGAUGAAGUCAUUAAACCAUCACCGCCCCCACGCAAUCAGGAUACCGUCUAUAGAGACUCAUCGGGGCGCGUGGUGGAUAUAGAGGAAGCCGCACGGGAGUUUCAUCAGAGGCAAGACGAAGCAAAACGACGUCGGGAGAAAACCGAGGUGCGCACCUUGAAACACGAUCAACUACAACAGGAAUCGCAUGAUUUCAAACAGCGACGAAACGGUUUGAAUUUCGAAGAUCCCGUGGCUGCGUUCCUGGAACAUGUGCAGGAGUAUGAGGACGAGGAUAAGCUGCGGUUCGUGUAUAACAAGGGGAUCAGCCCGCCCAACAGAUUCGAUGUGCCUGCUGGGUUCUUUUGGGACGGCGUGGACCGGUCGAAUGGAUUUGAGCUGUUGAUGUUGCGGAAACUCAAUGAGUCGAGCUACGAGAAGAUGAAGUUGAAGAUGGACAAGGAUUACGAUUUGGAAGAUCUUGAUUCAUAA
Messenger RNA from Lodderomyces beijingensis, 810 nucleotides. Lineage: Eukaryota; Fungi; Ascomycota; Pichiomycetes; Serinales; Debaryomycetaceae. The record is from the annotation of a GenBank genome assembly.